AUGGAGGUUUUUCUCAGUCUCUACGGCAACACCCUGGUCCGUGAGAGGGAUUGCACCUACGUUUCGGAAAUUGCUCCUGAGUUUGUGGAGAUCGUGACCGACAACUCGUCCCAUCCACUGGCAGCUGCGAUCGAUCUCACGCAGCUCAAAUUCAAAGACCGCGACGUGCUCCAGGACGUCUUCAAAGGUUGGUUCAAGGACGUCCCCUUCGACAUCGAGGCUCUUCGGGAGCAGCGCUGCCGAGGCUACUACCGAGCCAGAUAUGACCACCGGAAGAACUUGAUGGACUAUGACUACCAGACGUUCAUCAAGGAAGUGGCGGGGAUCAUCCACUGGUUCCACUACAAAGAGUUCGGCCACAGCGGUGUGGCCUUCGAGACGCGGCUGGCGAGCUACGCCACGCCGAACCGGACGCUGGCGUCUUACAAUGAAGCUGUUGAUCGCUCCAAGGGUACCACUGUCCAGGUACGUGGCUUCUGGGGCGACAUCAUUAACAGCCCAUACCAUGGCUUCUGCACGCGCACUGAUCCAGAGGUGAGGCAUCGCCUCUUCAAGAUCAACUCGCAGCAGUAUCGGCACACUGAGACAGACAUUGCUGAGUACAACCUCACAGCGUACCUCAGUGAGAUGGAGACGGGCCGACGCUUCUCGCUACCUCCGGAGAAGCCCGAGGAGUUUACCUACCCUUAUGCCUCUCCGUUGGAUGAGCUCCGCGCCGCAGACAAGGUGCAGGAGGUCAAAGAGGAAGAGCCAAAGAAGGUGGUGGAGGAAGACCCGGCGAAGGCUUCCCGAGGGCGGCGCGAGAAGAAGUCAGUGAACUGGCCACCCCUCAGCGAAGCCAUGGAGGGCGUGGAGAUUGUGCUCUUGGCCGGAGAUCUGAAGGAGGUUCUCAAAAAGCCCAAGUACAAAGGCCUCUUCCAUCGGGCCUUUGUCGGUGCCAUGGGAACCAUGCCGCUCUUCGAGGAGAUGGGACUCACCACGGGAGCCGGUGGCCGCGCAGCGGGAGACUUCGGGAAGAGACGCGAGGAGUCUGCCAUUGCAGCCUCCUUGGCAGAUGGCGCGGAGGUCCUCUGUGAGACGCUGAAGUAUCAGGCACACUUCGAAGGCUCCACCCGGCUUGGCUUUCGCCACCGGCUGGCACAGGCAGGCCAUUUCGCUGGCUGGCGCCUGCGCGACGAGCGAAGGGCGCUUCCACGCCUGGAGAAGGACAUGCAGGAGCGCCAGUGCAGAGCGGCAGAGCGCAACGCCACGGACUUCAUGCGUUUCGUGGCCAUGCCAGGUGCAACAGCUCCUGCAGAAGCCUGA
This is a messenger RNA of Symbiodinium pilosum, 1305 nucleotides long. Lineage: Eukaryota; Dinophyceae; Suessiales; Symbiodiniaceae. The record is from the annotation of a GenBank genome assembly.